Messenger RNA from Sorghum bicolor (sorghum), 1570 nucleotides. Its product is annotated as alpha carbonic anhydrase 1, chloroplastic. The transcript is spliced from 5 exons. NCBI's taxonomy places the organism in Eukaryota, Viridiplantae, Streptophyta, Magnoliopsida, Poales, Poaceae. The record is from RefSeq and is a predicted model, not a curated record. Gene Ontology annotation, molecular function: zinc ion binding; carbonate dehydratase activity. The coding region runs from base 412 to 1287 and encodes 291 amino acids.
UGGAGUCCAAGCGGAAGUUAACACCAUUCUUCCCCGCUUGGAUGACUGAAGAGUCCGGGCCACCCACUCAUCCAUCCUCCAGCCUCAUCCAUCUUUUCAUUCCAAAAGGGGCGUGGUGUGCAGUGGUGUGGCCGCGAGCGAGCUCAUCUUGAGGUCAGGUCAGGUCGCUACGAGCGCUUUGCAUGAUUGCCUAGCUCCUUUACGAUCCGAUCCCAUCUUCUGAUAGAUACGGGCAAUCAACCCAGCUUCUGUCAGCGUGUCCACUUUUUUGGCAGGAAUCCAGUGCCAAGCCCUCUGCGCGCAGCAAGAUUAAAGGUAAGAUGAUAUGAUGAAACGUGACCGUCACUAGCUCGGCGAUAGAUGCCAUGAACGACACCAUCUGCGCGCGGCGGUUUCAGAGUUUUCAUUCAGAUGACGACACCGACUUGCACCACCAAUGCAGCCUUCUUCUUCCUCCUGCUGCUGCUGGUGUGCGCCUGCUGCUUCGCCACCACCCUUGCCUGUGACCCUAAUGGCGAUGGCGCCAAGUUCGGGUACAUCGGCUCUAUGGGUCCUGCUCACUGGGGCAGCUUGAGCCCUAACUUCAGGCAGUGCGCGAGAGGGACUCACCAGUCCCCGAUCGACAUCUCCACGGCCGAAGCCGUUCUCAACCCGGGGCUGCAGCCACUCCACAGGGACUACACCGUCGCCAACGCUACCCUCGUCGACAACGUCUUCAACAUCGCCCUGCGCUUCGACGACGACGACGGAGCUGCAGGGAGCGUGCGGAUCGACGGGAAGGUGUACUGGCUGAAGCAGAUGCACUGGCACUCGCCGUCCGAGCACACCAUCAACGGGCGGCGGUUCCCCGUGGAGCUCCACAUGGUUCACGCCAGCGACGACGGCAACGUCACCGUCGUGGCCAUGCUCUACCGGUUUGGCAGCAGGCCGGACCCUCUGCUUUGGCAGAUUCAGGACAAGCUGGCGGCGCUGUACGCGGAGGGCUGCAGAGCGGAGGAGGGCGGCGGCGGCCAAGUUCCCGCCGGAGACGUGAGCCUGUGGUCGCUGAGGCUGCACUCCCACACGUACUACCGCUACGUCGGGUCCUUCACCACGCCGCCCUGCACCGAGGACGUCAUCUGGAGCGUCAUGGCCCAGGUGAGGGAGAUGACGGUGGAGCAGGCCGCCGCGCUGAUGGCGCCGCUGGAGAAAGCUUACAGGCACAACAACAGGCCGACGCAGCCGAUGAACGGCCGCGUCGUCCAGGUCUGCCACAGGUUCGUCAUGAGCAAGAAGACGGCGCCGUAGCCGUACGUGCGUGCCCCGUGCCCCGGCCGUAUGCCCGGCCGCCCCCUGCUCGUUGCCGUAGACGACGCCUCAUCAAUACUGAAGUUGGUCAGUAGGUCUGUGGGUUUAAUUAGCUAGGUUCAUUCAUAGGAGAUGUAUAAGCUGUUUGGUUUCCUGCAAAGUGGAUCCUUCUUAUCUGUAAGAAUAAGGUCUCUGUUUGGUUAUGAGCGGUAAAGUUUACCGUCCGUCACGUCGACAUCGAAUGUUUGGACACAUGCAUGAAACACUAAAUACAGACUAUUUA